Messenger RNA from Plasmodium reichenowi, 435 nucleotides. Its product is annotated as putative membrane protein. Bases 1 to 435 code for a protein of 144 amino acids. The transcript has a single exon. The record is from RefSeq and is a predicted model, not a curated record. NCBI's taxonomy places the organism in Eukaryota, Apicomplexa, Aconoidasida, Haemosporida, Plasmodiidae.
AUGAAAGUGAAAAAAUGGAUAAAAAAAAUCUACAACUCUAACCAUAUUCAUUCUUUUAUUAGUAGCACAUCUGGAACAUUAGCUUCUGUUUUUUUUAAGAAGUCUUUGGACUUUUCCACAUUUAUAUACGACAUAGAUAUAAUCACUACAUCAUUUAUAAGACAUAUAAUGAUAAGAAUAAUAUAUAUUUUUUUAUUUAUAUUAUGUAAUAUUAUUAUGAUUAAACACUAUGUUUUAUUAAUGAAACAUUAUUCUGCCUUUUAUGCAACUGUCUUAAAUUUUUCCUUAAAUUUUUUUUUAAGUGCUUUAUGUGGCAUCAUAUUUUUUCAUGAGAAAAGAAAAUUGUUAUGGUUCUUUGGAGUUAUGCUAAUAAUUUGUGGAUUGAUUUUUAUACUUAAGGAUACAAUAAAUGAAGAAAAAAUAAAAAACAAAUAA